Messenger RNA from Onychomys torridus (southern grasshopper mouse), 3111 nucleotides. Its product is annotated as zinc finger protein 58-like. Bases 539 to 1894 code for a protein of 451 amino acids. The transcript is spliced from 4 exons. Gene Ontology annotation, cellular component: nucleus. The record is from RefSeq and is a predicted model, not a curated record. NCBI's taxonomy places the organism in Eukaryota, Metazoa, Chordata, Mammalia, Rodentia, Cricetidae. Gene Ontology annotation, biological process: regulation of DNA-templated transcription.
GUGCAGCGAGCGGGGGUCCCUCCUGGAGGGAGCGGACCUGGGCUGGGUAGGAGGGCGGAAGAAACUGCCUUGGAGGUGCUGUGCUGAACUGGCUGGGUCACGUGAGGUUGCAGGUUAGGGCUGGGGAGGGGGCGAUAGGGACUGUGCUUGAGUGAUGGUUUCCUUAGGAUGUCCCCUGCGGUCCAGGUCCAAAUCCGGCUUGGUCUUCUGGGACAGGAGAGCUUCCCGGUAUCGCGGAGUAGUUGAUAGUGAAGUCCAGGAUUGCAAACUAAUGAUGGUCAGCUGACUGCCUGCUCCUGAGGUGGAGCUGGGAGCUCAGUGAGCAGCUCUGGUGGGGAAGCAUGCUUCUCUAGCUGAGCCAUCUCACAUGGACGCUGUCAGAUUUCUCAGUGUCUGUAGAGCAAACGGGGUCUGGUCCGUCCUGAACUCUGUAGCCGCCUAGUGUAACGGUCUUGAGGUUUUGAUCGCGGUCAUUUUCUCUGCCGGUUAAAUAAGCAAGAGAGGAAAAUUUUGAGGCGAAACCUGAAAGGCCAUUGAAAUGCUGUCCUUCUGGGAUGUGGCCAUUGAGUUCUCUGCAGAAGAGAGGGAAUGCCUGGAUCCUGCUCAGUGGAAUUUGUAUAGGGAUGUGAUGUUGGAGAAUUACAGCAACCUUGUGUUCCUUGGUCUUGCUGGGUCUAAGCCACACCUGGUGACAUUUUUGGAGCAAAGAGCAGAAUCUUCAGAUGUGAAGAGACAAGCAGCAGGCAGCAUGCAGCGAGGAACAGAACCCAAUGAUUAUACCAUUUACAACAAGGCCAUUGACUGUAACUCACUAAUUAUGCAAAGCCAGAGAAUUCAUACAAGGGAGAAACCCUACAAGUGUGAAGAAUGUGGAAAGGGCCUAAGUUCUCAUAAAGCACUUUCCAUACAUAAGAGACUUCAUACUGGCGAAAAGUCUUAUAUGUGUAGAGAAUGUCAUAAAACCUUCAAUACUCGCUCAUCACUUUUUAUACACCAGAAAAAUCAUACUGAUGAGAAAUCCUACAAGUGUGGAGAAUGUGGCAGAUUAUUUUAUUAUCCUUCAAUGCUGAAGCAACAUCAAAGAAUUCAUUCUGGAGAGAAACCCUACAAGUGUGAAGAAUGUGGCAAAGCUUUUUGUGAUCCUUCAUUCCUGAAGCAUCAUCAAAGAAUUCAUUCUGGAGAGAAACCCUACAAGUGUGAAGAAUGUGGCAAAGCUUUUUGUUAUCCUUCAUUCCUGAAGCAUCAUCAAAGAAUUCAUUCUGAAGAGAAUCCAUGCAAGUGUAAAGAGUGUGGCAAAAGGUUUUCCCAUUAUGCAUCCCUUCAGAGACAUCGUAGAAUUCAUAAUGGAAAGAGAUCAUACAAGUGUAAUGAAUGUCACAAAACCUUUCUUUAUCACUCAGGACUUAAGGACCACAAGGUAUUUCAUACAGGAGAGAAACCAUACAAGUGUGAAAAGUGUGGCAAAUGUGUUUGCUCAGCUUCAUCCCUUAGACGACAUCAAAUUAUUCACUAUGAAGUCAACCCUUACAAGUGUGAAGAGUGUGGCAGACGUUUUAACUCAUAUUCAUCACUUAGAGGACAUCAAAUUAUCCAUUCUGAAGUAAAUCCUUAUACGUGUUUGCAGUGUGGCAAACGAUAUUCCUGUUCUAGGAAUCUUCAGGAACAUCAAACACUUCAUACUGGAGAGAAACCCUACAAGUGUGAAGAAUGUGGUAAAGCCUUUCGUUAUCACUCAGGCUUUAGGAGACACAAGACGGUUCAUACUGGAGAGAAACCCUUCAAGUGUGAAGAAUGUCACAAAGCCUUUUAUUAUGUCUCAAGCCUUAGGAGACACAAGAGGGUUCAUACUGGGGAGAAACACUUCAAGUGUGAAGAAUAUCACAAAGCCUUUUAGUAUCUCUCAGGCCUUAAGAAACAUGAGAGAGUUCAUACUGAAGAGAAACCCUAAAAGUGUGAAGAGUGUGAAAGAUGUUUUUUUUUUCAUCAUUAUCCCUUAGACAACAUAAAAAAGAAAAGGAAAUUCAUUCUGAAGACAAUCCCUAAAAGUGUGGGGAAUGUGACAAAAACUUUGUUAAUCUUUAUAUCCUUUCUCAACACAUGAUAUAGUUCAUAUGAGAGAGAAAUCCUACCAAUGUCCUAAAAAGUUUACUUCUUCGACUCUUAAAAUACAUCAAAUGGUUCAUUCUGACUACAAACUCCAUGAGUAUGUGAAGUGUGGUAAAAUAUUUACUAACAAUUCUCAUCUUAUUCAACUCAAAGGAUUCCAUAAUAAAGAAUAUUAAUUAUUUUGAAUGUUAACAUGAACACCUAACUUCCAAUAGCAAAAAUGCUAAGAACGUCAUCAGAGAACAGUAGAGACUUCUCUUGGCUGUAACCUCCAACAGUUUGUUCAAGCAAUGUGUUUGAAACUUGCCUUGAUUCAUGAGUCUCUUUCUUCUGUAACUAUAAAUGUUCCAUAAAAACUUUACCAUGCAUGUCCAUUGGGUGCCUGGAGUCUGAGAUCUAGGCUGUGGCAUAGUUAUUGUUUAUUUUCCCAGUGGAGUCAUCGAAGCUCCUGUAAUAUCUCCCCUUGGUGUGUAAGAAUCUCUGUCUCUCUGAGCUAGUAGGUGUUCACAAGUAUUUGGCUCCUGAAUCCUUAUUGGUAAAAUAAAAGCAUAAUGACUUAGUUAAAACUACACGAAAUCUCUUCCAGUCUAAGGCCUCAGCAGCAAGGCAGCAGCUACAGCUGAAGAAAUAAAGUCAUCAGCUGAGGCAGAGAUAAUCUCAGGUGCACAUGCUGUGCCUUAGAUAAAAAACUACAGUGCCUGUAGAGCAAUAAUGGCAGGAAAGUUGUGAGAAGAACCAAUUAUUUUCUGAUUGGAUUUAAUGCUUAUUCCACAAACAGUAACCAAUGUGAUAUUAAUUUGGUGAUAUAUUUUUGCCUGGCUAGGGGGUAAGCCCUAGGGAAAAUUUAAUGCUGUUAUUCUAGUAAGUGGAUAAUAACUAAAUGAACUCUAGUUCUCAUCUUUAUUUCAGAGAGUCAUGAUCCCACAUUCUCCUAUUUAUCCCUGCAGUGGUAUUGUAUUCCUCGAAAUAUUGUGCACGCUGAUAUCUGGUGUCAGAGAAGAGGAC